Uloborus diversus is the source of this 333-nucleotide messenger RNA. RefSeq lists its product as uncharacterized. The transcript has a single exon. NCBI's taxonomy places the organism in Eukaryota, Metazoa, Arthropoda, Arachnida, Araneae, Uloboridae. The record is from RefSeq and is a predicted model, not a curated record. Bases 1 to 333 code for a protein of 110 amino acids.
AUGGGUUUUUCAGCAGCUGUAUCAACUCAUCGAAUAUGUCAAGCGUUUAGGGAUAGUGCUGUAAGUGAACAAACAGCAAGACACUGGUUCCAAAAAUUCAGUCCUGGAGCUUUGUCUCUUUGUCAUGAUUCUCAUAUUGGACGACCACCAACCUUGGAAAAUGAAGUACUGGAUUCUGUCAUCAACGAGGACAGUAGCCUAACAUGUGGUGAACUUGCAAGACAAUUUCAAGAUUCUGAUAAAACAAUAAUACUUCAUCUGCAUCGCUUAGGUAAAUCCUACAUGCGAAGUAAUCAGUUUUCGCACGAGCCGUUAGAAAUUCACAAGAACUAA